Molecule: messenger RNA, 213 nt
Organism: Talaromyces stipitatus ATCC 10500
Lineage: Eukaryota; Fungi; Ascomycota; Eurotiomycetes; Eurotiales; Trichocomaceae
Exons: 3
Coding region: 1-213 (70 amino acids)
Source: RefSeq, a predicted model, not a curated record
AUGCAAAUCCGAGUUCUUCUGCUUCUUGUAGCGGCUGUCCGCGCCAUUCCACUGGCUACAAGUGGUGAUGUGACUGAUGCCGACGAGGCCGUUGCUUAUCCAGCACAAGUAGAUCAAUCUUGGGUCGAUACUACUCGUCGUUCCGUGGACGCAGAUGAGGCUGUUGCUUAUCCCGCCCAGGUUGACCAGUCCUGGGUCGAUUCUGAUGCAUAA